Molecule: messenger RNA, 1405 nt
Organism: Leptomonas pyrrhocoris
Lineage: Eukaryota; Euglenozoa; Kinetoplastea; Trypanosomatida; Trypanosomatidae
Product: putative mitochondrial tricarboxylate carrier
Exons: 1
Coding region: 425-1405 (326 amino acids)
Biological process (GO): monoatomic ion transport; mitochondrial transmembrane transport
Cellular component (GO): mitochondrial inner membrane
Molecular function (GO): monoatomic ion transmembrane transporter activity
Source: RefSeq, a predicted model, not a curated record
GGUUGCUGUUGUACAACACCAACAACACCCUCUCAAGGAGAUUUACUCACCUCUACGCAUCGGCUCGCGCGAGAUUGUUCGGUCCGUCUAGCUGCUGCUGCUGCCUUCCCUCCUUGGUUUUACUUCCUCUUCCGUUCCUUACGUUGCGCGUUGAUUGCGGUACGCGCGUAUACAUAUUUAUAUCUUUCUUGGUGUGUGUGUGUGUAUGCUCCACUGCGACGCGUGAAGUCGGAGAAAGAAGAGCCAUACGAGAUACAACUACUUCUCUAGUUUCGUGCAACGAUACACGCCCAUACCUAACUAUACAUCCCUCUAUACACACAGGAGAACGCCGUCCGCCGCAGCAGCGUCUGCGGUAUCAUCAUUAUUAUUUGUUUUCCCCCUGUGCUAAUAACGAGCGCGCGCGAGACCAAACAGGGCAAAGAUGGCGCCUCCGCCCUUCUCGAUGGAGCGUACGAAGUACGACAUGAGCAGCUUCUGGGGCCGCACCCGCUACUGGGCCGAGUCGAUCAGCCCCGUCAUGCUGCUAGAGAAUGAGCGCACCUUGCAGAAGGCGCAGAUGCUGCUGGACCGGUGGAAGGACGGCCAGGCUGGAAACGCCAGCGACGCGGAACUCUGGCACGCCCGCAUGGCCGUCGAGAGCUGCAUCCACCCCACCACGAAGGAGGUGCUGAGCCCCGUCUUCCGCAUGUCCAUGUUUCUCCCCAUGAACUACUUCGUCGUCCCCGUGAUGAUGAUGCCGUCCACGGUCAUGAGCAUCUCACGCACCAUCGCGAUUCAGUGGUUCAACCAGAGCUACAACAGCGCGGUGAACUACGCAAACCGCUCGUCGGACGCGCAGCCGGCGAGCGAGAUCGCGAAGGCGUACACGGCCGCCGUCGUCGUCGCCUGCGGGGGGAGUCUCACCGCCACGAUGUGGCUGAAGCGGGUGCCGACCGGCACGGUAAAAGCGACGCUGAUCCGCGCGUCGGUGCCGUACCUGGCCGUGAGCUGCGCCGCGGUCGUCAACUUGGCGAGCAUGCGAAAGAACGAGUGGCUGAGCAGCGGGGAGGGCAUUCGGGUGGUGGACGAAGACGGCAGAGAACGCGGCACGAGCACGGCGGCCGGCUUCGACAGCCUGAAGAAGUGCAGUGCGACACGCGUUAUUUGGAACUUACCCUGCAUGGUGCUGCCGACGCUGUGCAUGAUGCCGCUGCUGCGCGUCAGCCGUCUCGCGCGGCGCCACUCGGUGGCGACGGAGAGCUUCCUGCAGAUGCUCGGCAUUUCGAUCGGUGUGCCGCCCGCGCUGGCGGCCUACGCGCUGACGCAGACGAUUCCGGCGACGAAGCUGGAGCCGCGCCUUCAGAACCUGACCCGGGAGGACGGGUCGCCAGUGCAGAACUUUACCUACUACAAGGGUUUGUGA